Molecule: messenger RNA, 1440 nt
Organism: Ilyonectria robusta
Lineage: Eukaryota; Fungi; Ascomycota; Sordariomycetes; Hypocreales; Nectriaceae
Product: FAD dependent oxidoreductase
Exons: 2
Coding region: 1-1440 (479 amino acids)
Molecular function (GO): sarcosine oxidase activity; flavin adenine dinucleotide binding
Source: RefSeq, a predicted model, not a curated record
AUGCCCAUCAACACAACUCCCCCUACCAAAACGGACGCUAUCGUUGUCGUCGGCGCCGGAAUAUUCGGUCUGAGCACCGUCAUCCAUCUCGCGGAGCGAGGAUACACAAAUGUUACGCUCCUUGACAAGCAGCCUUACGAAAAGACGCUGUAUUCGUACUUUGAGGGUUGCGACGCUGCCUCCGCCGACAUCAACAAGAUCAUCCGCUCAGCGUAUGGUUCCCAGAAGCUCUACCAGGAUCUAAGCCUCGAUGCUAUCAAAGCCUGGGAUUCAUGGACCAGAGAACUUCGGCGUGGUGGCUCAGCAGUGCCUCCGGGUAUGAGCUCACAAGAUGAUCUCUGGAUCAACAAUGGCGACCUUUCUUGCACCGAUGCCGAUACUCUGCCUGAAUUUGAGAGGGCCACGAUCGAUAACAUGGAGAAAGCUGGGUAUCGCGAUACGCAGCUUGUGAACAACAAACCAGAGCACCUGCGCUUGGCCGAGGAAAGGGGCAUGGCGCCGAAUAUACAGCCAUUUUCUAAAAAGCUGCUCGGCGUGUUGGACACGACUGGCGGCAUCACCCUGGCAGACAAGGCUUGUCGCUUUGCCUUGCAUAAAGCCAAGCGGCUAGGUGUUCGCUUUAUUCUGGGCCCGAUCGCUGGAAAAGUUAUUUCUACGGUGCAAGACUCGGCUGGAAAGAUAGUGGGUGUUCGGACUGCCGAUGAGAAGACGCACCAAGCUGCUCUCACUAUUGUCGCCUGCGGGGGAUGGACACCGAGUUUGGUCCCAUCGCUAGACGGGUUUGCCGAGACAACUGCUGGCUCUGUUGUCAUAUUCAAGCUCCCAGAAGGCCUCCGCGAACGCUUCGCUCCAACCACCUUCCCAGCGUGGUCGUUCAAGAUCACCGAGGGAGCUGAAGCUGGGCUGUAUGGGUUCCCUGUCGACGAGAAUGGCCACCUCAAGAUCGGCUACCGGGGAACGAAAUAUACCAACCCGCGAGUUCAACCGGACGGCUGUGAACGCAGCAUUCCAAUCACUCGUUGGACCGAGGAUGAACAAAUCCGCAAGAUCCCCGCCCAGGCGGUCAAGGUGAUCCGCAGGUUCACCGAUGAGUACCUGCCUGAGCUGGCCGGGCUUGAUAUCUCGCUAACAAGGCUAUGCUGGUAUACUGAUUCAUUCGACAACCACUUCAUCAUCGACCGAGUCCCUGACAAGGAGGGUUUGAUGGUUGCGACAGCGGGUAGUGGGCAUGCAUUCAAGUAUCUCCCUACAAUCGGAAGUUGGGUGGUAGACAUCAUUGAAGGUAAGGGCUUGGACAGACCGGCGGUAAAGGCUUGGCGUUGGAGAUCGUCAGCCGAGAACGAGCGACCUGUAAAUGAGCUGAUGGAGGGCUCAGGGGGGAAACGGGCGCUUCAGAAUGUGCUCCUUACCUCAGGGGUAACUCAUAAUUUAAAAUUGUGA